Molecule: messenger RNA, 2647 nt
Organism: Miniopterus natalensis
Lineage: Eukaryota; Metazoa; Chordata; Mammalia; Chiroptera; Miniopteridae
Gene: CSF3R
Product: colony stimulating factor 3 receptor
Cellular component (GO): membrane
Molecular function (GO): cytokine receptor activity; protein binding
Source: RefSeq, a predicted model, not a curated record
AUGGUGGGGCUGGGAGCCUGGAGCCUGACCAGAGCUGCUCUGAUCAUCCUGCUGCUCCCCAGAAGCCUGGAGGAGUGCGGGCACAUCAGCCUCUCAGCCCCCAUAGUCCGCCUGGGAGAUGCCAUCACGGCUUCCUGCAUCAUCAACCAGACCUGCAGCCACCUGGGCCCAGAGUCACAGAUUGUAUGGAAAUUGGGAACAGAGCUUCAACAAGGGGGGAGGCAGCAGCGCCUGGCGGAUGGCACCCUGGAAUCUACCAUCACCUUGCCCCACCUCAACGACCCUUGGGUCCUUCUCUCCUGCUGUCUGCGCUGGAGCAACAGCCUGCAGAUCCUGGACCAGGCUGAGCUGCAGGCAGGCUACCCACCCUCCACACCCCACAACCUGUCCUGCCUCAUGAACCUCACAACUGAUAGCCUCACCUGCCAGUGGGAGCCAGGACCUGACACCCACCUGUCUACCAACUUCACCCUAAAAAGCUUCAAGAGCCGGGGCAACUGCCAGAUCCAGGAGGAAGCCAUCCCCGACUGUGUGCCUGAGGACGGAAAAAGCCACUGCUCCAUCCCACGCAAACACCUGCAGCUCUACCAGAGUAUGGGCAUCUGGGUGCAGGUGGAGAAUGUGCUGGGGACCAGUGUGUCCCCACAGCUGUGCCUUGAUCCCAUGGAUGUUGUAAAACUGGAGCCCCCCACACUGUGGGCCCUGGACCCCAGCCCUGAGGCGGCCCCACCCCAGCCAGGCUGCCUACAGUUGGGCUGGGAGUCAUGGAAACCAAGCCUUUACAUAGACCAGAAGUGUGAGCUGCGCCUCCAGCCACAGCUUGGAGAAGCCAGCUGGAUCCUGGUGGACUCCCUGCCCUCCAGGACCCUUCAGCAUGAGCUCUGCGGGCUCCUCCCAUCCACAGCCUACACUCUGCAGAUGCGCUGCACCCGCUGGCCCCUGCCUGGCCACUGGAGUGACUGGAGCCCCAGCCUGGAGCUGACGAGUGCACAGUGGGCCCCCAAUGUCAGACUGGACACGUGGUGGCGGCAGAGGCAGCUGGACCCCAGGACAGUGGACGUGCAGCUGUUCUGGAAGCCAAUGCCCCUGGAGGAAGCCAGUGGGGAGAUCCAAGGGUACCUGGUCUCCUGGAGACCCCCAGGCCAAGCUGGAGCAGUCCCACCCCUCUGCAACACCACGGAACUAAGCUGCACCUUCCAUUUGCCUUUGGAAGUCCGGGAGGUGGUCCUUGUGGCCUACAACACCGCUGGGACCUCUCCUCCCACCCCAGUGGUCUUCUUGGACCGCAGAGGCCCUCCCCUGGGCAGACUCCAUACUGUGGCCCAAGACCCUCACAGCCUCUGGGUGGGCUGGGAAACCCCCAGCCCUCAGCCUCGGGGCUAUGUGAUUGAGUGGGGCCUGGGUCCCCCCAGCCCCAGCAGCAGCAAUAAGACCUGGAAAAUGGAGCACAACGGGAGCAUUGCAGGGACCCUGCUGCAAGAGAACAUCAGGCCCUUUCAGCUCUACGAGAUCACUGUGACCGCCCUGUACCAAGACACCAUGGGGCCCUCCCAGCGCAUCUAUGCCUAUUCCCAAGAAACGGCCCCCUCCUACACCCCAGAGCUGCAUCUAAAGCACAUUGGCAAGACCUGGGCCCAGUUGGAGUGGGCGCCCCCAGCCCCUGAGCUGGGGAGGAGUCCUCUUACCCACUACACCAUCUUCUGGACCAGUGCCCAGGGCCAGUCCUUCUCCACCAUCCUUAACGCUUCCUCCCAUGGCUUUGUCCUACCUGGCCUGGAGCCCGCCAGCUUGUACCACGUCUACCUCACAGCUGCCAGCCAGGCAGGGGCCACCAACAGCACAAGCCUCACCCUGAUGACCUUGGCCCCAGAGGAGUCCGAGCUGCACAUCUUCCUGGGCCUGUUCAGCCUCCUGCUCUUGCUCAUCUGCCUGUGUGGGGCUGCCAGGCUCUGCUGCAGAGCCAGCAGGAAGAAUCCCCUCUGGCCAAGUGUCCCAGACCCAGCCCACAGCAGCCUGGGCUCCUGGGUGCCUAGCAUCACAGCGGAGGAGAUCUUCCAGCUGCCCAGCCUUUGGGACCCCAGCAUGCCACCCAUCACCAAGAUCACCGUGCUGGAGGAGGAAGAGAAGAAGCCAGGGCCAUGGGAGUCCAAUGACGGCUCAGGAACCUGCAGCCUUCCCACCCUGGUCCAGGCCUAUGUGCUCCAGGGGGACCCAAGAGCACCUUCUAUCCAGCCCCAGUCCCAGUCUGGCAACAGUGACCAGGUCCUUUAUGGGCAGGUGAUAGGCAGCCCCACCGGCUCAGAGCCAGGGCACUACAUCCGCUGUGACUCCACUCAGCCCCUCUUGGGGGGCCUCACCCCCAGCCCCAAGUCCUAUGAGAACCUCUGGUUCCAGCCCAGCCCAGUAAGGACCUCAGAGCCUCUAGUCCCAAACCAGGAGGAUGACUGUGUCUUUGGGCCACUGCUUGACUUCCCCCUCCUGCAGGGGCUCCAGGUCCAUGGGGUGGAAGGGCUGGGAGGUUUCUAGGGCUUCCUGGAAUGCCCCAGUUGGGUCUGCCUCUUGAAAGGCCUGGGCCAUCAGAAAAGAGGCAAGGGUAAGUAAGCCCAUCACUAAAAAACUACCCUCCCCCAGGAAAGGCAGAAAGGCU